Brachypodium distachyon (stiff brome) is the source of this 2510-nucleotide messenger RNA. Its product is annotated as C2 domain-containing protein At1g53590. The record is from RefSeq and is a predicted model, not a curated record. Gene Ontology annotation, molecular function: lipid binding. Lineage: Eukaryota; Viridiplantae; Streptophyta; Magnoliopsida; Poales; Poaceae. Bases 149 to 2164 code for a protein of 671 amino acids. The transcript has 12 exons.
AAUUUCGCUUUCCGAGGCUGCACACGCGCCUCACCUCGCCUCGUUCCAUCCAGAUUCAGAGGGGAGACCCGCCAGUUGCUGCUCCAUUUCGCGGCAAAGAGAUCGCCGUCGGCCCGGAGCGGCGGCGGACUGGCGGAGGGAAGCGGAGAUGGACGCCGGCGAGCUGUCCAUCGUGCACCACAUCGGCCUGGUGCUGGCCGCGCUCUGGGCCGCCGGUUCCGUGGGGUGCUGCCACUCCGUCCUCUUCAUCCUCGCCUUCUUCUACCUCUACUUGGUGAAUGCCCGCUGUGCAAUGAGACUGCAAAAGCGAAUACAACAUGGGGAAAUGAAAUCUGCCUACCAACGAAGACUGCUUUCUGAUGGAGAAUCUGUGCGUUGGUUAAAUCACGCAAUCAACAAGAUGUGGUCUAUUUGUAUGGAGAAGAUUGUUUCACAACUUUUAGGACCCAUCAUACCGUGGUUCUUGGAUAAGUUCAAACCUUGGACAGUUAGUAAAGCAAGUGUCCAGGAGCUUUACAUGGGUAGAGAUCCACCAAUUUUUACAUCAAUGAGAGUUCUACCUGAGACAUCAGAUGAUGACCAUUUGGUUCUGGAGCUAGGGAUGAACUUCCUAUCUGCUGAAGAUAUGAGUGUUGUGCUUGCUAUGCAGCUGCAUAAGAGUGUGGGACUUGGAAUGACCGCAAACAUGCAUUUGACUAGGAUGCAUGUCGAGGGCAAGGUUUUACUUGGUGUGAAGUUUGUUCGGAGUUGGCCAUUUCUUGGCCGUCUAAGACUAUGCUUUGUGGAGCCUCCUUAUUUUCAAAUGACUGUCAAACCACUCGUUGGUCAUGGACUUGAUGUCACUGAGUUUCCAGGAAUUUCAGGAUGGCUAGAUAAGUUGAUGGAUACUGCAUUUGGGCAGACAUUAGUUGAGCCCAACAUGCUUGUCAUCGAUAUGGAAAAGUUUUCAUCUACUCCUUCAGAAAAUAACUGGUUCAACAUUGAGGAGAGGCCUCCUGUUGCAUAUGUGAAACUUGAGAUUUUGGAAGGAAUUGAUAUGAAACCAUCUGAUAUAAAUGGGCUCUCGGACCCUUACGUGAAAGGUCGCUUUGGUCCUUUCAAAUUCCAAACACAAAUACAGAGGAAAACAUUAUCCCCUAAGUGGUUUGAAGAAUUCAAGAUACCUAUCACGUCGUGGGAGGCAUCAAAUGAACUUGUUAUCGAAGUUCGUGAUAAGGACCACAUGUUUGAUGACUCGCUUGGAGAGUGCACCAUAGACGUACAUGAGCUGAGAGGUGGACACAGACAUGACAAAUGGAUAUCGCUGAAGAAUAUCAAGAAAGGAAGGAUCCACUUGGCAAUAACAAUUGAAGAUAUAUCAGAGGAGAAGGAUGUAACUGGUCUGGAAGAAUCGCUGACAAAAGCUGAUGCAGAACUGCCAGUGUCAACAUCUGCUGACAGCAAGUCGGAUGCUGCUAAACUACCUGAAGAAAAGAAAGCCUUAAUGGAUGAAGUGGAGCACAUUAACAUUGAAGGACAAGAACAACCUGGAGGGGUAUAUGUACAUCGCCCUGGUACUGGAGUUCCGAAGACAUGGGAAUCCCGGAAAGGACGAGCACGUUGUCCGGACACAGAGAUUUACCAGGAGGUUGACAUAUCAAAGGAAACCCCUCCCACUCCAAAAAGCAGUGGACAAGGGGGGAUGUUCAAUCUUGGCUCUUUUUUCCGGAGGAACUCGAAGAAGGGGAGCUCCCGAGAUCUUGAUCCUAGCCUCCCUGCAACUCCAAGCUCUCAGAGUGCGACAGAGGUUGAUCCAAAGCUCCCUCGAACUCCACGUCCCAACCUUAAGGAGCUUGGUGAGAAGCGUACGUCGAUAAAGAUUGUUGUGGAUGAAGAGGCAAGCAAGUUAGGAGAGACAGAAGAUGUAGCAAAGGUGAUGGCGAAAAAUGCAGGCGAGCCAGGUAGAUCAUUGACAAGCACAUUGAGCAGGAAGAUUUCUAUGAAGAGAAAGGAGGACACGCUGUCGGAUAUUCCGGAGCAGGUUGAAACUCAUGGACCUGAGGUGGUGGUGAAUGAAGGGCCUAUUCUAGUCGAGGGUAAGCCUAUGGAUGGCCGUCCGAUAACAGAAGAUGGCAGUGUACAGGGUGUUGCAGUGGACGUAGAAACUACUCCUCAGACUUCAUAAAUCACAUUAGGUGCAAGAUCAGCAAUUUUUGUUGCUGUUGCUGCUGCUGCUGCUGGCAGUAGAUUUGCUUUGUGCAUGUGGCAUUGCCUGUUGUUCAUAUGGGUGCAGAAAUGCAGAAUAAUAGUGAUUUAGAGGUUGUUGUAAAAUAUGACGAAGAGCAGUGUGCUGUGCACUCAUAGGUGAUUUUCUUUUGAACAGUGUGCACUCAUAGGUGAUUAAUGUUGUGAGAUGCAUUUCUUUGACAAAACAGUUGUAAAGAUAUGUGUGACUACCCAACAAUUUGUAUGUACACAGACACAUGUAUGUAAAAAGCAAGUUAUAGAUUCUCUAUUGUGAUAUUUUUCUC